ACACCACUGAUGUAGAAUACGCAAAUCUGCGACGCCCUUGGUCGAGCAGCUGUGAUUUAUUGUGAUGGGCCUGGAGGUAAUGUGAGUGAGUGUGCUCGACUCUAUACAAGUAGUUUAUUGGUGUUGUCUUCAAAUGUCCGUUAUUCGAGUUGAAACGGAUUGGGAUGAGGCAAGAAGCCCAUGACAACAUGAGUCCUCCAGCUGUGCCUGUGGUCCACUGUUGUUGUCACAGGAACAUCUGGUUACACUCAACUGCUGCAGGAGGCUGCCAGCCUACCACCUCUGUGUUCCUUCAACCUACCACCUCUCUGUGUUCCUUCAGCACGUAUUGAUCUGAUCUGCUCCUGGGCGAUGUUGAGGAGAGGGCAGCACCAUGAAUAGAUACACCACGCUCAGGCAACUCGGGGAUGGCACCUACGGCUCAGUCAUCCUCGGCCGCAGCCUGGAAUCAGGAGAACUGGUCGCAAUUAAGAAAAUGAAGAGAAAAUUCUACUCAUGGGAGGAAUGCAUGAAUCUUCGUGAGGUCAUAUCCUUGAAGAAACUCAACCACGCGAAUGUGGUCAAACUCAAGGAGGUUAUACGGGAAAAUGACCACUUGUACUUUGUCUUUGAAUACAUGAAGGAGAACUUGUAUCAACUAAUGAAAGACAGGUCUCGGCUGUUCCCUGAAUCUGCCGUGCGAAAUAUUAUGUUCCAGAUACUGCAGGGAUUAGCUUUUAUUCAUAAGCAUGGAUUCUUUCACAGGGAUAUGAAACCUGAGAAUCUUCUGUGCAUGGGACCAGAGCUUGUGAAAAUAGCUGACUUUGGGCUUGCCCGUGAGAUAAGAUCUCGGCCGCCAUACACAGAUUAUGUUUCAACGAGAUGGUACAGAGCUCCAGAGGUGUUGCUGAGGUCCACCUCGUACAGCUCUCCCAUAGACCAGUGGGCUGUGGGCUGCAUCAUGGCAGAGCUUUACACCCUCAGGCCUCUGUUCCCUGGCUCCAGUGAAGUGGACACCAUCUUCAAAAUCUGCCAAGUCCUGGGAACUCCAAUGAAGAAUGACUGGCUGGAGGGCUUCCAGUUGUCAGCAGCCAUGAAUUUCCGCUGGCCCCAGUGUGUCCCCAGUAAUCUGAGCAGUCUGAUCCCCAACGCCAGUACUGAGGCCAUCCAACUGAUGAGAGACCUACUCCAGUGGGACCCUAAGAAGAGGCCAGCCUCUGCCCAUGCCCUCAGGUACUCUUACUUCUACGUGGGUCAGGCGUUGGGCACUCCUCAGCAGAUCCUGGAGCAGGGCAGGCCUCAGCCAGGUCCCCUACCUCCACAGCCACCACAACCAUUACAGCAGCCCCUGCAGCAGCUACAACCACUGCUGCUGCUCAAGCCAGUGCCCCCUCCCCAGCCAGCGCCCCCAAAUCAGCAUUUCACCUCGUCCAGGCCCCUGCAACAGAUCCAUCCAGCCCCAGUCUCAGCCCCCACCCCAGUUCCAUCGUACCAGAGGCACUCAAAGCUGUUGCGAGAGCAGCCCAACCGCAUGGUGAAGCAGGAGGAGACUGAGAUGGUCCCACAGACCCGCUUAACUUACGUUGUUGACAAGAGCUUGCAGAGCCAGUUGACCCAGGAGGCUGAGAAUGCCAACUUCUUAAGCUAUCAGACGAAACCUAAGGGUGGAGGACGCCGGCGAUGGGGCCAUGGCACAGGCCUCCUAAAGGGUGACGAGUGGGAUGACUUUGAGGACACUGAGCUGACCUCACUAAGUUUUCUGGGCAAAACAAACUUUCCUACAGAAAAACGAAGAGAGGAGACGUUGAGCAGGUACGGAAAUGUUUUGGAUUUUAGCAGCCCCAAAGUUAAGGGGCAGGUGACGACAGGUGAGGAUGCACCUUUGAAUCUGAACAAGGCCAUGUCCUACCAGGAGCCUUCAAGGACAGCCUCUGCCAAACAGUAUUACUUGAAGCAGUCAAGAUAUCUACCAGGUUUAAGUACUAAAAAGAAUAUGGCAAUAAAUUCCAACUACAGUGAAAGCAACCUCUGGGGCAGCAAAAUUCCUGUUGGAGGAACACUUCCUAACCGAGGCACUCAUGGUUCAAAUACUCUUCCAAGCGGAUAUGUACCGAACUAUUACAAAAAAGAGGUUGGUUCUGCCGGCCAAAGAGUGCAACUCGCACCUAUAGGGGACUCGACAGCAUCAAGUGAGUGAUCUAUAGGGGACUCAACAGCAUCAAGUGAGUGAUCUAUAGGGGACUGGACAGCAUCAAGUGAGGGACCUAUAGGGGACUGGACAGCAUCAAGUGAGGGACCUAUAGGGGACUGGACAGCAUCAAGUGAGGGACCGGACAGCAUCAAGUGAGGGACCUAUAGGGGACCGGACAGCAUCAAGUGAGGGACCUAUAGGGGACCGGACAGCAUCAAGUGAGGGAUCUUUAUAGUCUCGAUGCACAGUUGUCAAUCCAGGCUAGGUGCUGUGUAGUAACGUAAUUCUAUUGUAAGGUGAUAAUGUGGCUUGUCUCUGCUGUCACAGAUUAUGCAACCUGGAGGUCGUCUAGCAGAAGUCAGAUGGGUGCCUCGUCCUAUGUGCCGUCGCCCACCAAGACUACGCCUGGCCUACGGUCUCGCCCCCCAGCACAGGCCAUCCAUGGGCGCACAGACUGGUCUGCCAAAUAUGGACACCGCUAGUGGCCUCUUUGGGACACUUGUGUUAUUUCAGUACUUCAGAUUUGUCUUUUCCCUAUAAAAGGAAAAAUGUAUGUUUUCAUAUCAAAGUAUGUACAUGUUAUACAGCAAUAACCUUGGUUUUGUAUUAAUCUGUGUCUAUUGUUCAAUGUACAACUUUUUCAGUGUGUGUGUGUAUUAUAUGGAUAAAUGACCUCUGCAAAAUGUUGGUGUCGUCACAUUUUGUUCAGUGACAAAUUCCAUACCAUUUUUUUUGUUUAUUGCAUAGCAUAACUUUCUCAACCCCUUCUUAAAAUGUUUGUUCCAUAGAUUUUGUAAAACGGCCCCAUGACGUCCCCACGAUCCAGUCUAUAUGCAUUUUAUAUUGCAAAUAUCACUGUGAUAUUUUGGCCAACACUGUUUUUCUGUUGCCAAUUUGUCUUUUUUUUUACAUGUUUUUCUUGGUGCUUUCUUUCAUGAGACAUUCUGGAAUACAGGAAACACUU
Messenger RNA from Oncorhynchus keta (chum salmon), 3134 nucleotides. RefSeq names its product serine/threonine-protein kinase ICK-like. Gene Ontology annotation, biological process: protein phosphorylation; intracellular signal transduction; cilium assembly. The transcript has 13 exons. Lineage: Eukaryota; Metazoa; Chordata; Actinopteri; Salmoniformes; Salmonidae. The record is from RefSeq and is a predicted model, not a curated record. Gene Ontology annotation, cellular component: cytoplasm; nucleus; cilium. Gene Ontology annotation, molecular function: protein serine/threonine kinase activity; ATP binding. Bases 374 to 2176 code for a protein of 600 amino acids.